Symphalangus syndactylus (siamang) is the source of this 318-nucleotide messenger RNA. Its product is annotated as MAP kinase-interacting serine/threonine-protein kinase 1-like. Gene Ontology annotation, molecular function: protein kinase activity; ATP binding. Lineage: Eukaryota; Metazoa; Chordata; Mammalia; Primates; Hylobatidae. Gene Ontology annotation, biological process: protein phosphorylation. The record is from RefSeq and is a predicted model, not a curated record.
AUGGCCCCUGAGAUGGUGGAAGUCUUCAUGGACCAGGCCACGUUCUACGAUAAGCAUUGUGACCUAGGGAGCCUGGGCAUGGUCCUCUACAUCAUGCUGAGUGGCUACCUGCCCUUCCUGGGUCACUGCGGGGCCACCUGCUGGGAGCGGGGUGAGGUCUGCAGGUUGUGCCAGAAAAAGCUGUUUGAAAGCGUCCAGGAAGGCAAGUAUGAACUUCCUGACAAGGACUGGGCACACAUCUCCAGUGAGGACAAAUGCCUCAUCUCCAAGCUCCUGGGACGAGAUGCGAAGCAGAGACUUAGCGCUGCCCAAGUUCUU